CUCAUAAUUCUCUUUUCUUUUGUCCAAGUCUGAUCAUUGAGUCCACUUGGUUAAUGAGGGACACCAGCUAAGUCUUCUCUUCUUUUAGCUUCUCACACAUCUGAAUAUAGAAAAGAGCUUUACACAUUUACCCUGAAACCAUGAAAGAAGAUAAAGCUUUGUCCUUUUUCUCUUUUUCCACUUCUUUACUGAAACAAUGUCUUUCUCCAAGUUUUCCCAUUGCAACCACUGGGUUUGGCUCAUCUUGUCGUCUUGCGUCUUAAUUUGUUUCAGUAAGAGAAAAAGCUUUCCUCAUCGGAAACAUGUCACAGUUUCUUCUUCUUCUUGGAGGGGUUUCAAAGAACUCAGCUUUAAUAUCUGAAGUUGUUGCUCCGCUGAUCAAAUUCUAGUUUUUGAGUUCCGAGAGAUCUGAAUUUCCCUGUUUUUCUUCAGCUGAAUCUGAGUUUAAGGAACACGAAUCGACAUGUAUUGUGAACUCUCGAAUCUCAGUUCAAAGAAGGCAAAGGAGUCAAACGGUGGCGAGAAAUGGAUAAAAAAGCCUCUCAUGUUCUUGAUUUUGUGUAUCUUGACAACCUCUGUGGCAAUUGUUCUUUUGAUGUUCUCGCGGAAGGAUGAGACAGCUUCUUGUAAUGGAGAAGCUAAAGUGUUGUACAUGAAUCAAAACGUCACAAGGAGUGAGAUUCAUGACUUGGUCUCUUUAUUCUCUGAUUCAGAUCAGGUAACAUCAUUUGAAUGUCGAAAGGAAUCUAGUCCUGGAAUGUGGGCGAACUAUGGUAUUACAUGUUCCCUCAAUAUGCGUUACGAGAUAAAAGAGACUGGGAGAUGCCAUGAAAGAUGCUUUAUUCCAGAUGGAGAGAUUCCUUGGAAUCUUAGUCCAUCAGGCUUAGGAGAAUCUAUUUCAUCAGCAGCUCGCGUCUGUGAUGAUCUUGAAGAGAGUUUACUGCAACGCAAAGAAACUGAAAACCAUGAAGGAGGGAUGGAUUGGGAUUUGCCAUCUUUCUUGAAAAACACAUGGUGGUGUAUAAUCCUUGGUAUACUGGUGUGCCAUAAGUUUUUUGCUGUUCAUCCUAAAACACCAAAUGAGAGAAAAGAAAAAGUGUAUCUGCAAGAGACUUUAGCUCAAAAGCAGCAGCAACAACGUGCUCAGACCGCUAUUAGAGGAGCUGGAAAAUGGAGGAUGAACAUACUUCUCCUCGGUGUUAUCGCUGGAGUUACCAUGUCCGUUUGGUGGUUCUGGGACACCAAUGAGAAGAUCAUUCUGAAAAGAAAGGAAACUUUAGAGAACAUGUGUGAUGAACGAGCCCGCGUGUUACAAGAUCAGUUCAAUGUUAGCCUGAACCAUGUCCAUGCCUUGUCUAUUCUUGUAUCCACUUUUCACCAUGGUAAAGCCCCAUCUGCCAUUGAUCAGAAAACUUUUGGUGAAUAUACUGAGAGAACAAACUUUGAGAGGCCUCUUACUAGUGGUGUUGCGUACGCUUUGAAAGUCCCACACUCCAAAAGAGAGCAAUUUGAAAAGGAGCAUGGGUGGAGAAUAAAGAAAAUGGAAACUGAGGACCAGACACUUGUCCAAGAUUGUGUUCCUGAAAACUUCGACCCAGCGCCUAUUCAAGACGAAUAUGCGCCAGUUAUAUUUGCUCAAGAAACUGUUUCCCAUAUUGUAUCUGUCGACAUGAUGUCUGGAGAAGAAGACCGCGAAAACAUAUUGCGGGCAAGGGCAUCAGGAAAAGGAGUAUUGACAUCUCCAUUUAAGCUUCUGAAGUCAAAUCAUCUUGGCGUCGUGUUGACCUUUGCUGUCUAUGACACGAACCUACCGCCUGAUGCUACAGAAGAACAGCGCGUUGAAGCAACUAUUGGGUACCUUGGUGCAUCAUAUGAUAUGCCAUCGCUGGUGGAGAAACUUCUUCACCAACUUGCAAGCAAACAGACAAUUGUGGUGGAUGUUUAUGACACAACUAACGCUUCUGGUCUAAUCAAAAUGUAUGGCUCAGAAAUUGGGGAUGUAAGUGAAGAGCACAUAAGUAGCCUUGAUUUUGGUGAUCCAUCAAGGAAUCAUGAGAUGCGCUGCAGGUUUAAGCAUAAACUUCCCAUUCCUUGGAUGGCGAUAAUAUCGUCGUCCUUAGUUCUGAUUAUUACUUUCCUGGUUGGUUAUAUCUUCCAUGACGCCAUAAGUCGAAUUGCGAUAGUUGAAGAGGACUGUCAGAAGAUGAGGGAACUUCAUGCUCGCGCUGAGGCUGCUGACAUUGCAAAGUCACAGUUUCUAGCAACUGUUUCUCAUGAGAUUCGGACUCCGAUGAAUGGUGUUCUAGGAAUGCUGAAAAUGCUGAUGGACACCGAUCUUGAUGUGAAACAAAUGGACUAUGCGCAAACUGCUCAUGGUAGUGGGAAAGAUCUUAUAUCACUAAUAAACGAGGUUCUUGAUCAGGCAAAGAUUGAAUCAGGAAAGCUCGAGCUUGAGAAUGUGUCUUUUGAUAUGCGUUUGGUUCUUGAUAAUGUUUCUUCUCUACUCUCUGGCAAAGCAAAUGAAAAAGGAAUUGAGUUGGCUGUUUACGUUUCUAGUCAAGUUCCUGAUGUUGUAGUUGGUGAUCCGAGUCGGUUCAGGCAGAUAAUUACUAACUUGGUGGGAAACUCAAUCAAGUUCACACAGGAAAAGGGACAUAUAUUUAUCUCAGUGCACCUUGCAGAUGAGGUAAAGGAGCCUCUUAAUAUCGAAGAUGCAGUUCUAAAACAGAGACUAGCUUUAGGAUGCAGUGAGUCUGGUGAGACGGUAAGCGGGUUUCCUGCUGUAAACGCAUGGGGAAGCUGGAAGAACUUCAAGACAUUUUACAGCAAUGAGAACCAUUACUCUGAUAGAAUCAAACUGCUAGUGACAGUGGAGGACACAGGAGUGGGCAUACCUCUGGAUGCGCAAGGCCGAAUUUUCACUCCGUUUAUGCAAGCAGACAGUUCCACAUCGCGGACUUAUGGUGGAACGGGCAUAGGUUUGAGCAUAAGCAAGCGUUUGGUUGAGCUCAUGGAAGGAGAGAUGGGGUUUGUGAGUGAGCCAGGGAUAGGCAGUACUUUCUCAUUUACUGGAGUUUUCGGGAAAGCAGAGACAAGUUCGUUGGUUACUAAGUUUGAGCGAUUCGAUCUAGCUAUUCAGGAGUUCAGAGGAUUGAAGGCAUUAGUUAUUGAUGACAGAAACAUUCGAGCUGAGGUUACAAGUUAUCAUCUUCGGAGAUUGGGAAUAUCUGCAGACAUUGUUUCCAGUCUGAGAAUUGCAUGUACCUGUGUCAGUAAAUUAGGAAAUUUAGGUAUGGUUCUAAUCGACAAAGACGCAUGGAACAAGAAAGACUUUGCAGUACUUGACGAGUUACUUACCUCUAGCAAAGAAACCUCUGCAAGACCACCAAAGAUUUUACUUUUGGCGACUUCUGCAACUCUUGUUGAGCGCAGUGAGAUGAAGUCUUCUGGUCUCAUCGACGAGGUGGUAAUAAAGCCCCUUCGGAUGAGUGUCUUGAUAUGUUGUCUGCAAGAAACCCUUGCCAAUGGCAAGAAGAGGCAACCGAUCAGAAAGCAAAUCAAUCUUGGACACUUACUCAGAGAAAAGCGGAUUCUAGUUGUGGACGAUAAUCUUGUGAACAGACGAGUUGCAGAAGGCGCACUUAAGAAAUAUGGAGCUAUUGUUACAUGUGUUGAGAGUGGCAAAGCUGCAUUAUCAAUGCUUAAACCGCCUCACGACUUCGAUGCUUGCUUCAUGGAUCUCCAGAUGCCUGAAAUGGACGGAUUUGAAGCAACUAGGAGAGUUCGUGAUCUGGAGAGAGAGAUGAACAAGAAAACAGCUUCUAAAGAAGUGUCUUCUGAAAUGUACAGUAGCUGGCAUGUCCCGAUAUUAGCAAUGACAGCUGAUGUGAUUCAGGCUACUAACGAAGAAUGUGUGAAAUGUGGGAUGGAUGGUUAUGUAUCAAAACCGUUUGAAGAGGAAGCUCUCUAUGCAGCUGUAGCAAGAUUCUUUGAAUCUGAGGCAGAGUCGGAACAAUGGUGCAUAGCUGAUGAACAAACGCCAGAAGAUGUGUUACAAGCAGCCUUAAACUGGGCUUGUGGACAAGGCGGAGCCGACUGCAGCAAAUUGCAGCAGCCAGACCAGCCUUGCUUUUUGCCCAACACAACCAAGGAUCACGCCUCUUUUGCCUUUAACAGUUAUUACCAAACUUAUAAGAACAAAGGUGGUUCUUGUUACUUCAGAGGUGCUGCCAUGAUCACUGAGCUUGACCCAAGUUAUGGUUCUUGCCUAUAUGAGUAUAAGCCAUGAUUGAAAUAAGACAGUAAAGACGAGAUGCAAGAAGAUGUGAAAAGCUAUGAUUUUGCAUUUAUAUAUUUUUAUUUAUUCACAAUGUAAUGAUUUCUUCCAUUUUAAUAUGCCCUUGAGACUGUUCUCCCAUUGAUUAAAAAUGUAAAAUGUCUCUCUUUCUUCAGAAGCCAAUGAAAGUUGCUUUCUACUGUGUACUGAUAUUUUCUAGGGUAUCAAAGUUACAUCAACUA
Thlaspi arvense is the source of this 4518-nucleotide messenger RNA. NCBI's taxonomy places the organism in Eukaryota, Viridiplantae, Streptophyta, Magnoliopsida, Brassicales, Brassicaceae. The record is from the annotation of a GenBank genome assembly.